UUGGGUUUCUUUUGUUAAAUAUGAUCGAAGAAGAAAAUCGUCGCUCUUGUCGUUUUCACGUGUUUCUUAAUUAGUGUGGUCGUUAGCGAUUAGGAAUAAAAAUACAUAUACAAUGACGCAGUUGGAUUCUGUAAUAAAACCGAAGACAAAGCGCUCAAAACGCUUCUUGGAGAGCAGAGCACCCAAAUUGACUGAAGAUGUGAAGAGUGCCAUGAUUAUGAAAGGAGGGAACACAAGUCAGACCAUCACGCAGGCCCUGAAGGACAUAUAUUCCCUGAAGAAACCCAAUGCUGUGCUGUACAAAAAAAAGAACAUCACUCGGCCGUUUGAGGACUCAACAUCACUGGAGUUCUUUUCCAAGAAGACAGACUGCUCCCUGUUCCUGUUCGGCUCCCACAAUAAGAAACGGCCCAACAACUUCAUAUUUGGUCGUCUAUUUGACUUCCAUGUACUUGAUAUGAUUGAACUUGGAAUUGAGAAGUACGUCUCCCUGAGUGAAAUUAAGGCCAGUAAAUGUCCUGAAGGAACCAAACCAAUGCUCGUGUUUGCAGGGGACGCUUUUGAUACAGAUAAUGAGCACAGACGUCUGAAGAGUCUGCUAAUAGACUUCUUCAGGGGUCCCACUGUGCCUGCAGUGCGUCUGGCAGGUUUAGAACACAUUUUGCACUUCACUGCCAUCGAUGGAAAAAUUUACAUGCGCAGCUACAGGUCUCUGUUGAAGAAGUCUGGCUGCCGGACGCCGCGGAUCGAGUUGGAAGAGAUUGGACCGUCAUUUGACUUUGUCCUAAGGAGAACGCAUCUGGCUUCAGAUGACUUGUACAAGUUGGCUCAUAAGCAGCCCAAAGCCCUGAAGCCCAAGAAGAAGAAGAACAUUUCCCAUGAUGCCUUUGGCACCAAGUUUGGCCGUGUGCACAUGCAGAAACAGGAUCUGUCCAAGCUGCAGACACGGAAGAUGAAGGGUCUAAGGAAGAGGAGGGGCGAGGUGGUCACAAAGGAGCAGGAGGGACAGGCACCCAAGGUGGCCAAAGUAGAGAGUUGAGGCAGACUUUGUACGCCUUUUGGAUACUUCUAUGAUUGACCGUGUGUCGCCAAACCCUUGGUAAAAUGUUUUUUACCGGGGGUUUGUUUUUUGUUUUUUAAAUGUGAAAUAAAUACUCCAAUUGAA
Maylandia zebra (zebra mbuna) is the source of this 1165-nucleotide messenger RNA. RefSeq names its product ribosome production factor 2 homolog (gene rpf2). Gene Ontology annotation, biological process: maturation of LSU-rRNA from tricistronic rRNA transcript (SSU-rRNA, 5.8S rRNA, LSU-rRNA); ribosomal large subunit assembly. NCBI's taxonomy places the organism in Eukaryota, Metazoa, Chordata, Actinopteri, Cichliformes, Cichlidae. Gene Ontology annotation, molecular function: rRNA binding. Gene Ontology annotation, cellular component: nucleolus. The record is from RefSeq and is a predicted model, not a curated record.